AAUCCAUACUGGCUGACACAGGUCCAGCUCAUGGUGCCAGUGGGAUUGGUCCAGAAGCUGCUCAGCAAUGUGGGGCAGCACUGGCACUAAUGCCACCAGCCAACAGGCAGGAGCCAUGUAAAUGAGAAGGACUGGGCAAACUUGGGUCUGUCGGCACUUGCCUGCAAAGAUUGUGUUGCUUGCCCACUCCUCCCUUUGCUUUUAGCACCCUCUGCUUCUGAUGGGAAGGCGUGGGGCAGCAGGGCUCCAUUAGCAAUCAGCCAUAAAGUUUUUGGUGGUAUAAGUCAUCUUAUUGCGUUAUCCCCUCUGCUGCAGUGCUCAGCACCAUCCUCUGCUUUCUGCAGUCCAGCUUGAGGACUGCUUCUGCUUGGAUGCACAGUCAGAGCGUUUCUUGUCUCUCUUUCCAAGAAGUGAAAAUGCUUUGAAGCUUGUGGAUUAAGCUGUGUACAGACAAUGCAGCCUCACGAUGGGCCGCUGCCACGAGGGGCAGUUUUUCUCCCCCUCCUUAGAAAUUCUUUCCUCUAGGGAUAGAUGCAUGGUGAACCUGAUGAGGGAAUCUGUCUGGCUGAAAAUAACACUUUAUUUUCUUUUAAAAUGCAAAAGGGUUAUUUUCAGUGAAAUAAGUCCCCCUGUCAAGCUCACCGCAAGCUGCACAGACCCCAAUACUGAUAGGGAGGGGCUAGUCUUGCCUUGCCUUUUAAUGUGUCAUUCAUCACAGCCUUGAGCAGUUGCUAGGUUCAAGUAACUCUGUAAUGUAGUUUGAGCUAUUUCAUCACGAAAUGGAGAAGGACAUUGUCCUCUGUUUCAGCAGGGCGUGAUGAGGAUGCAUAUGUGAAAGAUCAUGUGGAGUCAUUUAGAAAUUUAAAACAGAUCCAAAGCUGUUGAGGGAGCCCUACCAUUUCACCCAUUCCCAGAAUAAGGUCUGAAUUAAACAUAGGUCAUGCCACAUGAUUUUGUAAGGUGUGGGGCUGCAUGUCCUCAAUUAGACCAGUGCAUUUUGUCAUAACAGGAUUGAUUGGUGACAGACAGAUCUGUCCUGAACAGCUGCAUGCAUCUGAUACCAUCUAUUUUUCAUAUGUACAAUCUGCUAGCAGAUAACCCCUUUAAAAAUAUUAAGGAUUGGAAAUAAUUCUUCAGGUAACAUGCAUCCUCAGAAACACACGCAUGCACAUGCACAAAAUCAAGAGGCAGGGUUGCGUAGAGAAGGGAUUAAGGAUAGGGGUGCUAUGGAGUUGAUCCAUGGCUGGGGAAUCCUCUCUUAAAGUGUGUCUCUGGGGUAAAUUUCUCCUUAUCUCUUCCCUGUCCUGGGUAAUUCACGGUGCUUCUAAAGCACAGUUUUUUUGUUCUGCAGAUAACCCCUGCAUGAUGUGAGUGAAGACACAGUGCCAGUUUUUCUUGUGUUGAGCAUUUUAUGUGACUGUAAAAAUAAAAAUUGAUGCUCCUCACUGCUCACUGUCUACAUUUUUUCCUCUAAUGUCUGCUCUGAGCAGUUAUAAAAAGGUUACUUGUGUUUUAGCAGGGAUUUAAGAUCAAGGAUUUUAUUAGCUUGCGGGAAGGCUCUUCCUUCCUGUCUGUGUUCAAACCGGAUAAUUUCUCUUCUGUUAGCAGCAGGAUCAAACCCUGAAAACCAAUGGAAAAGGCUUCCGUUGACCUAAAUGGUGCAAGGCCAAGCUUUUAGGCUCCUGUUAUGUGUGUCAAAGACUAAUUCUGUCAUGAGAAGUGUAAGAAGUGUAAGCAGCAAUAGCUUUACUGCAUAGUAACAGAAGAUUGUGCUUCUAAAAAUUCCUCUACAGAGUGUUUUUGCAGAGCCACCUCCCCAGGGUUCUCCAUCUGUUUUCACACAAAGAUUAAUAACAAAUUGUUUGGCUAAUAAACUUCUCCCUGCUAUCCUUGAAAUCUGACCAUUUAUUUUCCCUCCCUCCCAUGGACAGUUAUUGGAUUCCUGUCUGUCCCUGUGCUCUCACAUGGGAGACAUCACUAGUAUUAGAUGCACAGCAAUUGUCAUGCUUCAGCUCCACAGCAAGGCUUUUAAGGGGUGAAGAGCUCAGUGUAUGGCUGACAUGAGUUGAUGCAGUAGAUAGCUGUGUAGUGAUGAGAGCUGUCCUUGUUCUUACAGGAUGUAUAGAAAAGGAAGAGAGAAAAAAUAAGCUGUGUGUACUCUACUGUGACUUCUGCAAGAGCCCAUUUUUUGUUUGCAAAUAGGAAGAAAAUAUUCUUGGGGAAAAUGGGAUUGUGGCUUGAACCUGUUUGAUUCACCAGCAUCCCUGCGGGAUGUGGGGCUGAUGGUGGUGUUUCGAGGUGCUGUGUUCAGAAGUCUGGACCAGGUGGGAGAGCGUAUCCCAGCUGGUCCAUUGGUAGAAACAGAUGAGGAAAGAACAAACAUCUGUUGUGAAAACAAGCUUAAGAUCAGGAAAGAUCUUUGUGAUCUUUCAAUCUGACUGCUCCCUAAUACAAGCCAUAGGACUUUCCCACACUAAUACCUUUUCUAGUCAAGUACUGGUGACCAAACAGCUGCCAAGAUACCCAGUCCAGAUUUGGAAGUUUCCAGUGAUGGGACAACUUUCCACAGCCCUCUGUGAUGUAUAUCAAGUGACACCUACCACUUUGUUAAAACACCUACCUAACGUCUGGCCUGUGUUUGUAUCUUUCAGCUUUUUAUCUUACUGCAUCCUCCUCUGCUGGAUCAGAGGGUUCUCCUUCACCAUGUUUUUGUUUCUGAUGUAGACAGACUAAUAUCAGAUUUUACUUCCUUGUGCCUUAAACAGAAUAAUCUGGGCUUCUUCACUUCCUUAUCCCAAGGGCUCUGACCCAGCCACAGCAACGACACUUCUUAGGGGCUUGUCUCCCAUAGCCCGUUCCCUCCCCUGUUCUGAGCUCAGGAGCAAGAGAAGUAGAAACUGAGCUGCCACCCCUUGACAAACAUGCUGUUGAGGUGUUUCUUUCUAGUCCUGGUGGAAAUUCACAGUGGCAGUAGCUGCUAUAGCGGGGGUGGGAACAUAUGACAUAGCAAAAUAACUGGGGGGAUCGCAGGGCAUCUUCCGGUUAUUAAUCAGCAUCCCACCUGACCAGUGAGCACAAGAACUGGACAUGGAUUUCCAGUGCCUAUCUGUGACAGAUUCCUUGCUUCUCCUCUCAUAGUUAAGGCUGACAUAAUCCUUUAGGCUUUGGCGUUGCACUGAGAACUGAUGUUAGUUUAUCAUCUACUGUGAUUUUAACCAAUGUCACAGCUGUAUAAACCUUAAGGAAAAAAAAACUUCAACCACAAAUCUUUGCCUGUAGCUUUAUGUUGGUUUUAGAUGUUACUGGCAAGUCAUCUCCUUUUCAAAGCAGUGGGGACUGAUCGUGGAACUACAGCCAGGAUCUUUGUGAAUCUAAUCCCAAAUCAACUUCCGUUUCUCCAGACCUUUAGUAGAUCACCCCAACAGUGAUAGUUUUGGCUUCUCUGUAGCUCCAGGCCUGUUUUCAGUACCUCUGGGAGGGGAAUCUCACUGUUGUUUCAGGGGCUUAUUAGGCUCAGUCAUAAUUUUUGGAUUUCAUAGAUGCAAGCCAUGAAGUUUUAUUGCUAAUUCUCAAAGAAAAAUGUUAGAGCCUAUUGUACUUACUGGAUGAAUUUACUACAAAGAGUGAGUUUAUUCCAUAUAAUAAAUUUAUUCCAUUUCCCCAUAAAGGCAUUUUUAAAAAACACUGAAUGAAAACUUACAUGAAUUCCACUGAUGUGAAAAGAUCUCAGAGUCCUGCCAAUAUUAACAUGUUAAGAGCCAGAGCUUGCUAUCUUUGAAGUCAGUGGAUGGUUUGCUUUGGAAUUAAAAGGAGGAAGUGGAAAGUGAAGUAUUAGAUUUCACUGUGAAGUUUCUUGCAUAUCCCGUUCCUCUUUUAUAUUAUGGUAUGUGUAAAACUGGCUAUCUUCAUGAUGCUUCCAAACAGAUGUAAAGGCUGUGUUCCUCAGGCAGACAAGGUACAAGAACUGUAUUGAGAAAUUGCUUCUCAUUAGCUCAUUUAUGUUUGGGGGGGGGUUCUGGGGGGGAGGGGGAUGGUGGAGGUGAUGAGAUGCUUUUCCCAGAGACCAGAAAGGUCUCUGGGGAAAAAUCCCUUCUUGUUUUUGCUCCAUUCUCUGUUGAGGUUUCAAAAAAUAAUCUGAAUUGUUGAGUUCUUCAAAGCCAUGUAGAGCCAAUUGGUCAGUCUUAGGUGUUAAAGUGACACAAAUAAAAGUUGUGUGUGUUUGUGAGAGAGAGCGUACGGGGCAUAAAUAGUUGAUCUAGAGUUCUGCAAAACAUUUCAAAACAAACUAGAAAAAUCUUGUAUCAGUGGGAAGACCAGGACCAUGCUGCCACAUCUAAAAAUGCUCAACUAGUUUCUAGCAUCUGUUCAGGUAAAACAAUUUCCCUGGCAUUGUGUGGGCUAUAAACUAUGAUUACUGUGUUUCUUAGUUUCCUGUUAAAGAGAUGAGUUAGAUACUAGGUAGAAGCUUAAUUAUUGGUCAUGUGCAUUUUUUGAAAUAUAAAUGUGAAUGUUCAACAGAGGUCUUCAGAGGUUGUUAAAUGUUAUUCAGUGUAUUCAGAUUUGUACCUAAAUACUAAAUGAAUACUUGGCACGGUCAGUUUCGUAAUUGUUAUGAUAUCUGAGAACGAUUAAUCCUGCUUCGUCCAUGUCCAUGGAGGAUUGUCUGUCUCAAUGCCUCUUUAAUUAUAUGUUUUUUACUUAGGCAGCUUUCCCACAGAUAACAGUGUCACUUGAUAUUGCUGUUAAUUUUGCUUGAAUGAGGAGAAAAAACUGAAGCUGCUGUAUUUGUUAACAAAGCUUUGAGAAGAUUUGGGUUGUUUUCCCUGCACAACCAGGAGACUUGGCUGUGGUUUCCAAUUCCCUCCCUAGUGAAGUCAUCUUAAUAGUAAUUUUGCUUUAAAUCCACUGUAUAUACUGUAUUUUUAAGGUUUGACAGCACUACAUAAUGCUAAAUUGGUAUGGAUUGAAACAUCAUUCAUUUUGACAUCAUUUGAUUACUUUUUGUAAUACCCUUGCAAUGGGCAGUAAAUCAGAAGACACUCAAAAUGAGAAAGUCUGGCACCAAUAUACCUGUUGUAAUGAGGAUGAGCACAGUAUUCCUGCUGCAGCUGUCUAAUCUAGGCCAAUCCCUUAAAUCAGUCAACUUCUUUUUCCUCUAUGGUUUUGUUUCUGCAUUCUCAUGUGUAUGGGCCAAAACUAUUGUCUUCUGUUUGCUUCCAGCAUUGCAGAGGAAUAUUAAAUUCACCCAGUAAGCUGUGCUUGUUUAAUCUCUUUUUAUAAAUGUUAUUACUCUUUCCUUUUCCAGUAGCUUUGGUUUGUUACAUUUAAAAUUGGAACCUGAGAAUCAGGAUUAGGUGAUAUUACAAAGCAUGUAUCCAUGUAAUAAAAUUGAAGUUCAGGACAGUAAUAAGGAUCUUCAGAUGACACUUAAACCAGUUGAAAGUAACCCUUUAUGGGAAAACCAUGACCAUUUUUUCUGCUUGGUAAGAAAAAGACACUUUUUCAGCCUUCUUUGUCAUUUUAGGCUGGGAAUGGAGUGCAUAAUUUGGAUGUCAGCAGUGGGACAUCUUACCAAAGCAAAGCAUCCAUGGGACCAUUGCCUAAUCAAUGACUUCUAAGUGCAGGACCUGUUAGGUUGGAAACAAGUGCUGCAAGAUGCCAAGUGAGGGUCUUGAGAGCAGCAGUGGGAUGGAGGAGACAGUGCAGAAAGAGAGCAAGUCUGGAAGCCAGAGCCCUCGCCAUGGCUCCAUGAGAAGGGCUGUGGCAACCACUGUCACCUUUGAUGGGGAAGCCACUAUGGACCGGAGGAAAAAGAAGAAGAAAGAGUCUCGUCCUGAGUCAAUAAUAGUGUAUCGGUCAGAGAAUGAGAAUAAGGUGGAAGAAGAACAGGUGGAUGAAGAAGGAGGGGAGAGGAGCUCUGAGGAAGGCUCCAAGUUCCUGGGUCAGUCCAUGGCAGAUGGUGUCUGGAACAUGCCUUUAGACAGCCGCUAUGUCACCUUGACUGGAACAAUCACCAGGGGAAAGAAGAAGGGUCAGAUGGUGGACAUCCAUGUCACACUAACGGAUAAAGAGCUACAGGAACUGGCGAAGUCAAAGGAGCCCCCUAAAGAGGACAUGCCUGAGAAGAAGAAAUGUGAUGUUGGGCUGGACAGAGGACCCCACGUUGUUCUCUGGACCAUCAUCUGCCUCCCCAUCAUUUUUGUAGUGUCCUUUGUGGUUUCAUUCUACUAUGGAACCAUUACAUGGUACAACAUCUUCUUGGUAUACAAUGAAGAGAGGACCUUCUGGCACAAAAUCACAUUUUGUCCCUUUUUAAUCAUCUUCUACCCAAUUAUAAUUAUGGUGGUGUCUUUUUCCCUAGGCCUGUACUCAGCUGUGGCGCAGGUAGCAUGGUCCUUUGGGUACUGGUGGCAUGCUGUCAGGGAUAUGGAGAAGGGCUUCUGUGGCUGGCUCUGCAGUAAGCUGGGUUUGGAAGAUUGUUCUCCAUACAGCAUUGUUGAGCUGCUAGAUUCUGACAAUAUCUCAGGUUGCUCUUAUGGAAGAGCUGCUGGACCUUCUCUUUCAGAACAGGGGAGUCCCUGAGCCCGUGUUUGUUAGUGCCAGUGCAAAUUGCAUUAGUGCCUCAGCUCUGGAAAUCUGCAUCCCACACACACUUCCUCGUUAAUUAUACGGAUGAGCAAUGGAUUAUAUAUCCUCCUCUCCUCAUGUCUCAUUUUCAUAAUUGGUUUGCCUCCUUUUGGGACUUUGCAUGGCAUCUUAGUGGGCUCCCAGACCAGGCUGAGGUGGCCACCAUAUGCUGGAAAAAAUUUGUCUCUUCAACAAAAAGACUAGCAGAAAUGUUCUUUUUCUGGAUUGACUCUUAGGUUUCUGGCCUAAGGAGGACACAGGGAAAAUGAAAGAGACGUAUAACGGACUCUAUUGGGGACUGAGUUACAUGUCUGAAACAUGAAUAAUUUUCUGAGUGCUCUAGUUCAGCUGGUGUUGCUAGUAAGUCUGGCUCAGCCCUAACCCAGAGGAGCCUACCAUUUGCAUGCGUGUACGUAGAUAAUUUGUAGUGUGCAGUCAGUCAGGCUGCACAGUCACUCAUGUCUGUAUAGAUGUUUCACUUCCCCAGUCUCCCUACCAGAGGGGGAGCUGCUCUAGUUUUAGGAUGGUAAAGAGAAGCAUUCAGAAGCUGGAUUUCACAGGAACUAAUGCUUUGUGUUGCAUUUCAAGGAGGAGCUCAAGACUACACUGUCUGUCCUGGUUAGGACAUCUGGGAACCGGUGAUGUAUAAACAAGUCCAUCCAAUCCUCUAGGCAUGACACUGAGAAAUAAGUGAAGUCCCUGCUGCGUCCAUGGUCUGUCCCCUUCUGGGAGGUCCAGCCAAAGCAGCCUCUUAGCGCUGCCGUGAGGAUGAACACUGUGAAUAGUGUAGAAGCCAAAUAUCAAGAGCAGGUUUGUCCCCACACUUUACCAAUAAAGCAGAGGUGCUCCCUGGGCACAGGUACAGCCAGGCUGUGUUUGCUGCUUUCUGAUGCACAGCUUGCAGUUUUUACUGGUUAAGUCUGACAGCUAAGGCUGACACAUGCCUGGGACCAGUUCAAGCAGUAAAAUGCCUUUCACAGGGCUGUUUCAAUCAGGGAGCUUGACGUGCUGCUGAAUCAAUAGAGAAGUCAAGGAUAAGUCAUGCCAGUGCUGGCAGUCUGUAGUGACCCAGUGCAGCCACUCUGCUUAAUACUCUUCCACAUGGAAAUUGCAGGCUCCCACAUGGCUGGAGGGUGGGAAGAAGUAAUGCUUAACAAGCAUUAAUGGGAAGGAAGGCCUGCUGGCAAGUGUUCUCACGCUUUGCCUAGAGGGACACUGCUGGCAUGAAAGGGGUGGAUUGUGUAUCUUGGCCCCAACAAGUGGGUUUGAGAGAAGGAUGGCUGGCAAGUAUGCAUUGCUGCAGAAGGACAAAACCCAAUUCAGCUGUCACUGCCAAACAGCAGCUGUUCAAGGCUAGACGAAAGGCUGGGGUCAGUGGCACAAAGAGCCUUCAGCUUACAGAGGGCUUGAAUGAUAAAUACUAGCUCAUUACAGAACACAGCCAUGUGAAAUGUCUGUUGAGCUGCAGGAUUUGCUUUCAGGAUUGUAAAUAGCCUGCCAGAGUGGGGACAAAACCAAAUCUGUGCCUCUUACUGCUAUGUAGACACAGAGAAGUGUCAGAGAAGUCAUUAAUACCCUCCCUCUGCCGUGGCAGCUAUGCUGGGAUUGGAGGCCACCUUUCUGGGGAUAUACUGGAACAAUCCAUUGUGUGUUUUCGAAUUUACACUUAACCAAGCUUGCCUCUGCACCUGCUGAAGUCAGGGUGUUCUGCCACUGAUUUUGGUUGGGGCUAGUUUAAGCUUGGGAUUAGUUCUGGUGCUAUUUAUAAACAUCUUAUUGAAAAUUUUCUCAUAACAAGUCUGGAUAGCUUUCUCUUUUGCUCCUGGAAUGAUUUGCCUGCUGCAAAAUAUAUAAUAAUUAUCAAUUGUUGUAAUAGAAAAAAGCACAAGUUUUUGUCUUGUUCUACCCUUGCUUUCAGAAACUCACAAGUAAUUUCUGCUUAUGUGCCACUGUCAAACUGCAGGGAAUUCCAGUUAUUCUGAUUGUUGAGUGUGUUUCUGGCUGCUGUAGUCGGGAUGUUUUGUUAAGUAAAGAUAGUGUACGUUUGCUGAUUGUUAUUUUUAAUUGCAUUCCCUUUUCCCAUCCUUGCUGGCCUGGGUGGAGAAUAAAUAUGUACGUGGCUUUAGAA
Messenger RNA from Falco peregrinus (peregrine falcon), 8755 nucleotides. It is a transcript of the gene TMEM169, whose product is annotated as transmembrane protein 169. Bases 5656 to 6582 code for a protein of 308 amino acids. Lineage: Eukaryota; Metazoa; Chordata; Aves; Falconiformes; Falconidae. The transcript has 3 exons. The record is from RefSeq and is a predicted model, not a curated record.